CAGAGUUCCUGUUUUGGAAGAUGUAUUUGUCUUACCUUUUAGUAGCCUUGUCUUUUCACAGCGCUCUAAAUACCAUUUGCCCGAGAAGAUGCAGCUGUGACCCUGCCCAGUCAGUGCAAUGCUACAGAGCUACAGAGAUCCCCAGAGAGAUUCCUUUUACCACCAGAAGACUCUACAUCAGCCACAGCAAAAUUAAACAACUCCAGUUUACUGACUUCAGGAGAAUGUCAGUCCUUGAAGAGCUGGUCCUGUCAUGCAGUGGCACAGAAUCAAUAGAAAACAACACCUUCAAAGCUCUGAGCACCUUGAAGUCCCUGGAACUCUGCAAAAAUCAGCUAAAGCAAAUACCCACCUUUCUCCCAUCCGGCCUUGAAAUUUUAAAACUCGCUGACAACUCCAUCAGUGCUCUGCAUGCAUCUGAUUUUGCAGGUUUGAUGAAACUAAGGGUGCUCGAUCUUCGGAACAACUUGAUUGCAACUCUGCCUCCGAGUGCAUUUUCUUCGCUUUACAACUUACAAAGUCUGAUCCUGGAUGGAAACAACAUGGAAUCUGUGUCUGCACCACUUAGGCUUCCCAGGCUGAUACAUCUGAGCAUGGCUGAUAAUAAAUUGAAUUCGUUCCCAACCAACUUCUUUGCAUCUUUCCAAAGUCUACAUUUUCUCAGCUUAAGUGGUAACUUUCUGACAAAAGUGCCCCUUGACCUACCUAAAUCCUUGCUGUCUCUAAAAUUAGAGAAAAACCAACUUAAAAUUGUGAGACUACGAGAUGUGAAACACCUAGAAAAUCUGUCUGAGUUCCUUCUGUCAGAAAAUCAGCUGACAUCAAUAGAUGGUGCCCAGCUUCUUCCUAACUUAACAACACUGGAGCUCUCUAAGAACCAGCUCCACACUGUGCCCCUCAGGCUGCCCAGCAGGCUGCAAAAACUUGACUGCAGCAAUAACCUGAUCCAAAGGGUGACAGCACAGGACUUUCAAGGACUCCAAGACCUGAAGCACUUGUUUCUCGACAACAACGCUGUCAGCACGUUUGAGGCGGGAGCUCUCCAGCAGUGUGCGCAGCUUUCCAAUCUGGCACUGGAACAGAAUCUCCUCAGUUCUAUUCCACUGAGACUUCCAGACACCCUUGCUAGGUUGGAUCUAAAAGGAAACGACAUAGAGGAUGUUGGAGAACAAGAGCUGAAGGACUUGAAACAGCUUCAGGUUUUAAAUUUACGGAAUAACAAGAUAUCUCUAUUGGAUCGCAAAGUCUUGGAGUAUUUACCUCGUCUUCGUUACCUGUAUUUAGAUGGAAACCCUUGGAACUGCACCUGUGACCUUCUCAGAACCAGAAGAGCACUGGUGGCCAAAGGGACGGAUGUCCGGGGAGGGCAGUGUGUAGCGCCAGCACAAAGCCGAGGAGAAAGUUGGAUGUCUUCCAAAAAGAUUCUGCAGCAGUGUGAAGACAAUCUGUCUUCCAUGGAAAGAGGCAAAGAGGACAGAAAGAAAAUGAAACCAAAUGAAGCCUCCAGCAUUGGAGUGAACACAGAUGAGGAUUACUACGAUUAUGAAUUAGAUUAAUGUCACGGUUCCAUCUGUAGUGAACCUUAAAGCUGUCUGGAACUGCCCACUGACACCAGUGUCUCUAAUGAUAAGCAGUCCUCUCAUCUGUCAUUAGCUUUUCCUGCCCUAUUUGUACUACAAGAAGUAAUAGCCAGUGACAGAAGGGCUACAAUAAGGGUGCUAUUGUGAACUGAAUAUUGUAAAAAAAACCCAAUUUGUUUCUUUAUACCAUUAGUACUAUGUAGUUUGAGGGAAGGAAGAAUACAAUUACUGUCUCUUAGAAAAGCAGUCUGUAACUCUGUAUGGACCUUUUUAUAGUAGAACAUUUCUUAUAGUUGCAUAAAACCCCCACAAAUAAAAUUCUGUGAUACCACAAGACCCUAUUACUAGCACUGGCAUUCAGCACACUUAAACUCAAGGGUCUGCAGGUUGACAUGGAGAGUUACAUUGAUGUGAGCAAUUUCUUGGGAUUGUUCAGAAAUUCUUGUUUUUGAGAAAUUGAUUUCAGUUUUCCUGAAACAUUUCCUUUAUUUGUUUAUUUUAGACUAUUUUAAAUGUUGUUAGACUAAAUUAGCUGAGCUGCAGGGAAAACACAGAAGGCUUAUCUUCAUCACAGUAAGUGAAAUAAACAGAAGAAUCAGUGUCCUGGUUAAUGAGAUUUAAUAGUAGUUCUUAAUUAAGAGUGAGGAAUAAAAACACUGGCGUCAAGUUGACCUGUUUCUGCUGUUGUAAACAAAAGAAGAGAGUUUCUCAGGAAAUAGAUCCUGGCAAAUAUUAGGAUAAGA
This is a messenger RNA of Parus major (Great Tit), 2323 nucleotides long. RefSeq names its product nephrocan-like. Bases 21 to 1556 code for a protein of 511 amino acids. Gene Ontology annotation, molecular function: protein binding. The record is from RefSeq and is a predicted model, not a curated record. The transcript has 3 exons. NCBI's taxonomy places the organism in Eukaryota, Metazoa, Chordata, Aves, Passeriformes, Paridae.